CCGUGACAGCCUUGCAAGCAUACCGCAUUGAACCACUUGACUCUCAAAUCUUGCCUCCUGAGUCUCGAGUUUUGACUGGAAAAGCAAUCAGUUUGCGCUUCAGUAGCGCUUGCUUGAGAGUUGAGUAGGUGAAGCGCUAGAGCUGUCGUUCAGCGUUCUCCGCGUUUCGCAGUGACGGGCAAUUGACACGCUCUGAGGCGCGCAGAGUUGGGCGGAUAUUUGUUGAAAGCUAAGGGGCUUUUGUUGGCAGAACGAGACGGAUUCUUGUGCAACGCUUUGUAGAGAAGGGCAGGCGAAUCUUAUUUCUGAGGGCAAAGGAUGGCUGACGACGGCUCGUCACCCAUGAAUGACGGGACUCUGCCGCCUGAAGAUAGCGGAGGCGCGCCGGCUCCAAGGCCAGGCGCAGGCCUCCAUUUCGACACCGCAGAGACUCCUGUGGAGCCCGACUCGGACCCCCCCCUCAGCCCCCAGGCCAGCCAGCGCUCUCUCUCCCCCCCGCGGGCCACCCCUUCCGCCGGCACCCCUUCAGCCCCCCGCUACGACGAUCCCGGGACACCCUCCGCAGCGGGGGGGUCCCAGUCACUCAGCAGGGGCACCCCCUCUGUGCGCGGGACUCCUUCUAUGAAUGGGGCGUCGUCUGCGGCGAGGGGUGCCAGGGCAACGCCGUCGGUGAAUGGGACGCCCUCUGCCAGGGGGGGUGGUUUUGCUGAGUUUGGGUCCCCUGGGAGCGAGGGGAGGUCGGCUGGCAUCAUGGGCACGCCGUAUAGGCAGACGCCCAUCCUUCCGCGGGGCGACCUUGGCUCCCGCGGGCGUCGAUACAUGCCUGGAGCGCGCGCCCCGACUCCGGCUUCAGAGUUUGGUGGCAGCCAGGGCUUCCCUGACUCGCCGGCGCCUGACACUGCCGCCGGGACGACCUACAUUUGGGGCACGGACAUCGACAUAAAUGAGUGCAAGUGGCAGUUCCGCCGCUUCAUGAAGGACUUCAAGGACAGCCCUGAUGCUGCGCACUCCAAGUAUGGGCGGAUCCUGGAGGAGACGGUGGCAGAGCAGAGCGGCUUUAUGAACAUCGACAUGGCUGACGUGUUAGCUUUCAACGCGUGGCUGUACCGCAUCACCGUGCGCUACCCGGUGGAGCUCAUCCCCAUCUACGAUGACGUCAUCAAGGAGCUCGCCGCCUUCUUGGACGACCACUACGCGCGUGGCCUCAUCCUCAUCAGGGUGAGGCCUUACAACCUGAGGGACAAAGUCAACAUGCGUGAGCUGGACCCCAGUGACAUCGACCAGCUGGUGAGCAUCAAGGGCAUGGUCAUCCGGUGCAGCGCGGUCACCCCGGAGCUCAAGUAUGCCUACUUCAAGUGCCUCGUCUGCGGCCACUCGCCCGAUCUAGUUCACGCCACCAAAGGCCGCAUCCAGGAGCCGACCGUGUGUGCGCGCCCCGAGUGCGCGGCGAAACAGUCCAUGUCCCUCAUUCAUAACCGUUGCUGCUUCGGCAACAAGCAGACCGUCCGGCUGCAAGAGACCCCGGACGCAAUUCCCGAGGGCGAGACGCCGCACACCGUCACGCUCUGCUUCUUCGACAAGCUGGUCGACGUCGCGAAGCCGGGUGAUCGAGUGGAGAUCACCGGGGUGUUUAGGGCCGCCCCCGUGCGGAGCAGUCCCAUCCACCGGACGCUGAAGUCGCUCUACCGGACGUACGUGGACGCGGUGCACGUGAAGAAGAGCGACGAGAACCGUAUGCAGGCGGAGGACCCCUUCGAGCGCGACGCCACCAACGAGAACUUCACGCCCUUCUGCGAGGGUGACGUCAGGAAGGAAACUCACGAGGAGAAGAUAGAGCGCUUGAAGCGCAUCUCACAGGAGUCCGACAUCUACGAGAAGCUGAUGCGGUCCGUGGCCCCCAGCAUCUGGGAACUGGACGACAUCAAAAAGGGGCUGCUCUGCCAGCUCUUCGGCGGGACGACCAAGAAGUUUGAGAACUCCGCCAACGGCUCGUGCCGGGGCGACAUCAACAUCCUUCUGUGCGGCGACCCCGGCACGUCCAAGUCCCAACUGCUGCAGUACGUGCACAAGCUGGCCCCCCGGGGUAUUUACACCAGCGGCCGGGGCAGCUCAGCCGUGGGGCUGACGGCAUACGUGACGAAAGACCCCGAGACCCGGGAGAUGGUCUUGGAGAGCGGAGCGCUGGUGCUGAGCGACCGGGGGAUCUGCUGCAUUGACGAGUUUGAUAAGAUGUCCGACAACGCGCGGAGCAUGCUGCACGAGGUGAUGGAGCAGCAGACGGUGUCGGUUGCCAAGGCGGGCAUCAUCGCGACUUUGAACGCGCGGACGUCCGUGCUCGCGAGCGCCAACCCGUCCGGCAGCCGCUACAACCCCCGACUGUCCGUCAUCGACAACAUCCAGCUGCCCCCCACGCUGCUAUCCAGGUUCGACCUGAUCUACCUGGUGCUGGACAAGCCGGACGAGCACAACGACCGGCGGCUCGCGCGCCAUCUGGUCGCGCUGCACUACGACGUGCCCGAGGUCCAUGCUGACGUCGACAUCCUGGACACCGCCACGCUGACGUCAUACAUCACGUACGCGCGUCAGCACGUGCACCCAGUGCUUGGGGACGACGCCGCGGAAGAUCUGACGGAGGCGUACCUCGAUCUGCGCCGUCUGGGGGGGAACAAAAAGGUCAUCACCGCUACCCCCCGCCAGCUGGAGAGCCUCAUCCGCCUGUCGGAGAGCCUUGCGCGUAUGCGCUUCUCGGAUACGGUGGAGUCGUUGGAUGUCAAGGAAGCCCUGCGGCUCCUUCGCGUGGCGAUGCAACAAGCUGCCACGGACCCCACUACCGGCGCGAUUGACAUGGACCUGAUCACGACCGGUGUGUCCGCAAGCGAGCGAUCGAAGCGCGGGCAAUUAACGAUCGCCUUACGUAACUGGAUUCUGGACAACGUGCGGGAGGGGUCGGGGCCAAUGAGGGUCAGCCAGGUCUUUGACAACAUCAAGCAGCAGAGCUCGGUCGACGUGUCGGCGGCGGAGGUGCGGGAAGCGCUGGCCCCCCUCGCGACCGAGGGGCUCAUAAGCAUACAAGGAGACAGCGUGCGGCGCUUGUACUAAGGCCAGAGCGAUCGGCCAUGCAAAGCCUUGAGGGUUUGAGCGGCGUUUUGUCUCUGCUGUAAUGGUGUAAUGGUUAUUUGCGAAGUUGAAAAUGAGGAUCGAAGAAGGUUGACUCGAUUUGUUGGACGACCAUUACAAAGCGGAUAGGAGUUGAGACAAGAGUUCAAUGGAGACCGCGAAAUACAUCGAUUGCAGUUACCAACAUUCUGCGCAACACUUGAUGACCGCGCACUUGAUGAACCAGGGGACAGGUCCUUUUACACGAUACCAUGCAAUUCCCUUUGAACUUCACUUGCUUCCUUUUGAUAGAUUCUGAUUUUCAACGUGACCGCUAUUUGCGC
Klebsormidium nitens is the source of this 3440-nucleotide messenger RNA. The record is from the annotation of a GenBank genome assembly. Lineage: Eukaryota; Viridiplantae; Streptophyta; Klebsormidiophyceae; Klebsormidiales; Klebsormidiaceae.